Messenger RNA from Magallana angulata, 1821 nucleotides. RefSeq names its product DDB1- and CUL4-associated factor 12-like. Gene Ontology annotation, cellular component: Cul4-RING E3 ubiquitin ligase complex. The transcript is spliced from 9 exons. The record is from RefSeq and is a predicted model, not a curated record. NCBI's taxonomy places the organism in Eukaryota, Metazoa, Mollusca, Bivalvia, Ostreida, Ostreidae. Bases 109 to 1398 code for a protein of 429 amino acids. Gene Ontology annotation, molecular function: protein binding.
UACGCCCAAAUAUUUUGACUAGCAAAUCCAACGGCUGAUGUUUAUUUUUUUUUCCAGAUCGAGAAUACUCCAUGUACUUGACAAAGCAAGAACUAACGAGUUCUAAAUAUGAAUAGUAAACCUAUAAACUGCACUUUUAGAUCUCCCUGCAGUGCAUCAAGAAGAGAAUCACGGAGUCGAGAUUUGAAUAACCAAGAUUAUGGUUACCUAGAUGUGUUUCGUCACAUACAAAAUCGACAGUAUGGUGGAAAGCAGCUUAAUGUUAACCAAGAAAAAUUGCUGUCCCCAUAUGUUUCAAAGCACAUACCACCCCUACUGGCUGAAAAAGAAUUUGAAUUGGGGAAGAUAAAUAAAAUCUUCUCAUCUCACUGGCUGGAUGAUAGACAGGUUGCCAUGGGAACUAAAUGUAACAAGCUGAUUGUCCUGGACACUAAGACAGGAAAACAGUUUCACAUACCUUCUCUAAAGAGCAGUAAAAACAGUAUUCCUGCAGAAUGCCCCUGUGGGAUUCACAGUAUUGCCUUAAACCCCUCCCAGACCCUGUUUGCUACAGGGGCAGAGAACACCAAUGACCUGGCUGUGUACCAGCUGCCAACCUUUGACCCUGCCAUGGUGGGGGAGAAUGGUCACAAUGAUUGGAUAUUUGACAUCACUUGGAUAGAUGACGAAUACUUAGUCACAGGGUCCAGGGACAGCAAGCUGGCGUUGUGGAGGGUGGAGAUGGCAGAGAGUGACCCCGCAGAGAUUUCCACCCUUCCAUCCAGCAGCACUGGGAUCCCAGUGCCAGACUAUGCCAUCACCACCCCUGUUGUGUCCAGGUUCUGUGAGAAGGCUCAGAAAGUCAGAGCCUUGGCCUAUAACGAUGACAGAAAGGAGCUUGCUGUUUUGUCAUUAAACGCUUACUUUCAUUUGUGGGAUGUUGAAACAUUUAAUGCUAGAAGUCAUCGAGGUCUUAUUCACUCACGUGAGAAUGUUUGUAUGACAGUGUCUAAGAGGUACUGCAGUUAUGCUGUGGGGUCACAGUCCCAUAUAGAUCUACUCGAUCCUCGCUGCCCAAACACACAAACAUCAAUAGUAUCUAAGCACAGAGGCAGUGGUGUGAGGUCUCUGACCUUCACUGAUGACAUUCUGACCAUAGGGACAGGUGUGGGGGUGAUUCUGUUCUUCGACAUCAGGGCAGGGCGCUACCUAGAGAGUGAAUGUGGUCAUGCAUGUUCCCUCAACGUAGGAAGCGGUUGGCUGCGACAUGAUGAGACAUACAGGGACUUUUUCUGGGAGUCAGAUUACCCCAGUGCUAUUUAUACCCAUCGUUACGACAGUACGGGGACUCGUUUGUUUGCAGCAGGAGGUCCCCUACCCGCAGGAUUGUGGGGAAAUUACGCUGGUCUCUGGAGAUAGAACAGUAACCACAAUCCAGGAAUCAGCAAUUUAUUUAUUUGAUUAGAAUAUAAUUUACCUUGUUGGGUAGUUUUACUGAUACAUGUAGAUUGAAUGUCCCCUUAGAUAACAAUCACAUUUUAUAUCAUUUAAAGGUUGAAAGAGACUGUAAACUGAAAUUAUUUCUACCCUUAGUUAAAUAUUGUUGAUCUCGCAGAGUCCCCAAUUGUUUAAUUGUCGUAAUGAGAAGGCUUUGUGUGUGUGCCUGUUUGUGUAUGUGCUUGAGUGAUAGAUUUAUGCUGCCAAUGCUAGGGUCAGGUGACUUCUGUUUCAGAAAGAUAUUUUCAUCAGUUAAAUGAUGAAUUAUUUUGUUACUCAUACUACCAUGUUAUGGUGUUAAUGACAUUUUAUGCAUAUGUAAUAAAAUUAUUAUUUAUCGUUUUA